Messenger RNA from Closterium sp. Yama58-4, 375 nucleotides. Lineage: Eukaryota; Viridiplantae; Streptophyta; Zygnematophyceae; Desmidiales; Closteriaceae. The record is from the annotation of a GenBank genome assembly.
AUGACAAUCAGCAGCUGUGUGAACAAUAGUAGUAUCAGCAUUAGCAGCAGCAGCAGCAGUAGCAGUAGCAGUAGCAGUAGCAGUGGCAGGAGCAGUAGCAGUGGCAGUAGCAGUAGCAGUGGCAGUAGCAGUGGCAAUGGCAGUGGCAGUAGCAGUGGCAGCAGCAACAACAACAACAACAACAACAACAACAACAACAACAACAACAACAACAACAACAACAACAACAACAACAACAACAACAACAACAACAACAACAACAACAACAACAACAACAACAACAACAACAACAACAACAACAACAACAACAACAACAACAACAACAACAACAAGAACAAUGAUAAUGAUAUUCCCAAUAAUGCUGGCAUAGACUAG